Messenger RNA from Tetrahymena thermophila SB210, 2395 nucleotides. RefSeq names its product AMP-binding enzyme family protein. Lineage: Eukaryota; Ciliophora; Oligohymenophorea; Hymenostomatida; Tetrahymenidae. The record is from RefSeq and is a predicted model, not a curated record. The transcript is spliced from 3 exons.
CAAAUCUAAAAAAAGAAUCAACUAAAAAAUACUCUUAAAUUUUAAAAUAAGUAAAACAUAUUAACUAUUACCAAAUGUUUAUAUAGAAAAUUGAUCUAUUUUCUUCAUAAUUUAGUUUUAAUAUGAAUGAGAACUAUAUGAAAAGAAGUACCUUGAUAGGUGCUUUUCUUUCUAUUUUGGUUAUUAUUGCUAGUUUGACAUACUUUAUUUACAUUCUUAAGUAAUAUUUUACAAACUAAAUAGAACCUAAUUAUAGAUCUCAAAGUUUCAUAGCUGAUUACUAACUUGAUAUACCCUUGAGCAGCGAUUUGGUUGGGUUUUAAUUUGAUUAUGGAAAUAAUUACGAGUUAGAAAAUUAAAAGGAUAAAACUUACAUUGUUUAAUUAGCCUUCUUUUAUUAUCUCAGUAACGAAUAACAUAUGUUUAUACCCCUUGAAAUAAUAGACUGCACUAGUCCUCAUCUUUAAGGAUUUAAAUGCAUAGAUUUUAAUAAACUUUCUAACUAUACCUUGACACUUAACUCCAAGAUUAAUUUGUAAUCUUAGAUUUAGAUUUUAACAUAUGGAUGUAGAGAUAUCGAUGAGCUUAAAAAAACAGUGCCUGACAAUUGCGCAGAAUAAACAGAGAUAGACAAAAUUAUUAAUGGUAUAAAUGCAGGUUAGAGAUUUAAGCUUUACACAUCUCAAUACAAUCCAACUACAGAAGUGACUUAAGUAAGUUACAGAAAUAUAGUUGUUUAUACAUACUCUAUCUAAUCUAUUGUUACAAUCUUAAGUACUUAGAUUUAAACUACUACAAUAAAGAAAGGUUUAAUAGUUUAAUCCUCAGAAUCUUUUUCUUCUCCUAUUUCUUAUGAUUAAGUUAGCCAAUCAGUUGAUAGAUAGUACGCCCUUUCAAUAGGAGUAGGUCCAUACAGUAUUGCAAUGCUACAAGUUGAAGAAGUUGUUUAGUAAAUUCAAAUUCAAUACUCAACUUUACCUUAAAUACUUGCUUUGGUAAAUAGUAUUUUUGCUUUUUUAAUGCUCAUAGGAUUUAUUGGUCGUUAUGCUUCUUAAAAAUCUAUUCAAAAAGACUUUUUUAUGUUAUUUUUAAAGACAAUCUAUCAAGAUUAUUAUUUAAAAAACAUAAUCACUUUUAAUUUUUUAAAUGAUUAAUCUUAAAAAGAGUAACAAUUAGAAAAGAAUCAAAAAGAAUCUGAGGACAAAAAAUAAUAAUAAGAUGAAGAAGUUGAUGAGGUCUAUGAAAAAUACGAUAAACCCAUAUAUGUCCCUGCCUUUCGUAAUAAAUUUAAGAAUAAUGUUGACUUUGAACAAUCAAAUUCUAUUUCUCCGAAAAAUGACUUUUCAUAAAAGCCAAUAUUAUAUUCGAAUCAAUCCAGCCUUCAAACUACUUAAGAUAAAAAAGAAAUGCUGACUGAAUAUAUUAGCGCUUUAAAUGAGAGUAAAAAAGAAAAUAAUAUAGAUAACAUGUUAAAUUUUUAAUAAGAUCCUGUAAUAAAAUACUCAGACUUUAGCUAGGAUAGUCCUUGGGGUAAAGAUAUGAUUCGCAAGUUCUCUUUUUCCUAAAAAUUAAGAAAAGCUUAAUAUAUUAAAAGAUCAAAUUCUAGUUUGCUCUCCAAUUCAAGUUUAAGAAAGAAUCAUCAAAGUGAAAUAAAAAACUAAGACUAAAAUUUGAUUUUGUAAAAACUUUCUACCAUACAAGACCAAAAUAUUUCUAAAAAAAUUGAAGAUAUCAUUUUUACCAAAAAUUAUUUUAAAAGAGAAAAAUAAAAAACAAAUUAAUAUCAAAACAAUCAAAUGAAGAAGAGAAUUGAGUAAUAAAUUCAGAAAGAACUGAAUAUAUUAAAUUUUGUAAAGGAUAUUUUAUUCUUAAAGAAAGCUGUAUUGAUGAUGUUAAGUCAAGAACAGCUGGCUGCUCUUUAAGUCAUUAGUUGUUCAUAACAAUUUUUAGACUUGAAUUUAAAUGAGAAAUUAGAAAGCAUUAAGCAGUUAGAAUAAACUCAUAACUUGAGCCAUUAUGAAAAAUAAUUUGCUCUGAUGUAAAAUGAAAAGUUUUAGCUACAAUAUUUAAAUGAUUUCUUUACUAAGUGUUAAAAUGAAGAUAAUUUAAGCUAACUGGAUUUAAAAAUUAUAUAAACUCUUAAAAAAUGUCAUGUUAAUUGAUACUAUUUGUUAUUUUUUGAAUUCAAAUGCUGUUAUGAAUUUUGAUUUCAAUGAAAAUCCUUCUAAUUGCCUAGCAAAAAGUAUUAUUUAUAAUAAGAUAAUAAUUACGUCAAAUGAAAAUGAUUUAAAUUUGAACAAGUUAUGACGACAUAAUUGAUUUAUUUAUGUUUUUUUAUCAAAACAUAAUGGAUUUUUAUUUUUAAAUUAAUUGACUACAUGAAUGUAAAUUUCAC